Messenger RNA from Esox lucius (northern pike), 1441 nucleotides. RefSeq names its product flap structure-specific endonuclease 1 (gene fen1). Gene Ontology annotation, cellular component: nucleus. Gene Ontology annotation, molecular function: 5'-flap endonuclease activity; manganese ion binding; RNA-DNA hybrid ribonuclease activity. The record is from RefSeq and is a predicted model, not a curated record. Lineage: Eukaryota; Metazoa; Chordata; Actinopteri; Esociformes; Esocidae. The transcript is spliced from 12 exons. The coding region runs from base 131 to 1273 and encodes 380 amino acids.
CUGGGUUUUUAUUUAGCGCGAAAGAGACGCAUUUUCUUCGCGCCUGAAACAGCGGAUUCCGUAAAAGUGACAAAACAGUCGCUGAGUUGCAUGUAAACAAUUUUGUAUUUGUAUAGUACACUCCACCACAAUGGGAAUUCACGGGCUUGCCAAAUUGAUUGCGGACCAUGCACCGUCUGCCAUAAAAGAACAAGACAUCAAAAACUACUUCGGACGUAAAAUUGCAAUAGAUGCCUCCAUGUGUAUCUAUCAGUUCCUUAUAGCAGUCAGACAGGAUGGUAAUGUGUUGCAAAACGAGGAUGGAGAGACGACAAGCCAUCUCAUGGGCAUGUUUUACCGGACAAUCCGUAUGCUGGAGUACGGUAUCAAACCUGUCUAUGUGUUUGAUGGCAAGCCCCCACAGCUUAAGUCAGGAGAGCUGGAGAAGAGAGGAGAGAGGAGGGCAGAGGCUGAGAAACUGCUGGCACAGGCACAGGAAGCAGGGGAGCAGGAGAACAUUGAUAAAUUCAGUAAACGUCUGGUGAAGGUCACCCGGCAACACAACGACGAGUGCAAGAAGCUGCUCACUCUGAUGGGGGUGCCGUACAUCGAGGCCCCCUGCGAGGCAGAGGCGAGCUGCGCUGCACUGGUUAAAGCAGGAAAGGUGUUUGCCACGGCAACAGAGGAUAUGGAUGGGCUGACGUUUGGAACCGGAGUCCUACUGAGGCACCUGACCGCCAGUGAAGCAAAGAAGCUUCCCAUCCAGGAAUUCCAUUUCUCUCGCCUUCUCCAGGAAAUUCAUCUGACUCAUGAGCAGUUCAUAGACCUGUGCAUACUGCUCGGCUGUGACUACUGUGGCACCAUCAAGGGAAUCGGCCCUAAGAGAGCCAUCGACCUGAUCAGACAACACUGCUCCAUCGAGGAGAUCCUGGAGAACAUCGACACUUCCAAGCACCCCGCCCCAGAGGACUGGCUGUAUAAGGAGGCCAGAAGGCUGUUUCUGGAGCCUGAAGUGGUGGACUGCUCCACCGUAGAGCUGAAGUGGAGCGAGCCCGACGAGGAGGCCCUUGUUCAGUUCAUGUGUGCAGAGAAACAGUUCAGUGAGGACCGCAUUAAGAACGGCUGUAAGAAGAUAAUGAAGAGUCGACAGGCCAGCACACAGGGACGACUGGACUCUUUCUUCUCCAUCACAGGCUCCCUAUCAUCAAAACGCAAGGAACCUGAGAUAAAGGGAUCUGCUAAAAAGAAACAGAAGACCGGUGCAACACCAGGCAAAUUUAAAAAGGGCAAAUAGAGGAAGUAAGGAAGGGCAGUCCAGCAGAAGCGGAAUUUGUUAAAAUUAGUUGCAUUGUUUCAGAUUUUUCAUGUAGAAAAAUGUGGUAAACUGUGUAGCUUUUAAUUAACUUCAGUUGAUUUAGCAUGUUUUAUUAAAUGUUUUGUCUUUAAUAAAAGUAACAAUGGA